AUGACGAUCAGCUAUUCGGACACAUUCGUAAGACUGUUGUUUCGGUGGAAAGGUUCACUAUGGAAAGCGAUAUGGCGACAUUUACUCGUAUUUCUAUUUCUUUACUAUGCCAUCAAUGGAGUUUAUCGGUUUAUAAUGACACAAAAGCAGCAAGAGAUGUUCGUUAAAUACGUAAUAUUGUUUGACAGUUGGACGAAAGAGAUCCCCGUUAACGUUUCUUCUAGGGUGGUGGCGAAUUGCUGCCAGUUGAUUAGCUGGCCUGAUCAUCUCCUCUACAACGUCUCAGCAUUGAUACGAGGAAAUGAUCCAGAAACGCGUAUUAUUCGAAGGACGAUAGCCCGAUACGCCAUUUUGUCAUCGGUACUGGCAUGGCGAAGCAUAUCGUUACGGGUUCUUGCGAGGUAUCCAACAGAUGAACAUCUCCUUGACUCGGGUUUGAUAAAUAAAGAAGAGUUGGCGUUGUUCAAGACUAUUCACGUGCGUGUCGAUCCCCAUCAGAAAUGGUUUGUGCCGAUCAAUUGGAUUCAAACGAUGAUGGUCCGCUGCUUUGAGAAAGGAACUUUGGGUCAUACAAACGAACUACGUGUGCUACUGGAUGCUCUUGAAAAGUAUCGAAAUGGUUUCUUCCAGUUGUUCAUUUAUGACUUGGAUCGCCAUUCCACUGGUUUACACCCAGGUUUGUGGCACUCUAUUUGA
Molecule: messenger RNA, 696 nt
Organism: Cooperia oncophora
Lineage: Eukaryota; Metazoa; Nematoda; Chromadorea; Rhabditida; Trichostrongylidae
Source: the annotation of a GenBank genome assembly